UAACUAUUUGCUAGGGUUUGCUUCUUCGGUUCUUCCUCAAAUUAAUUUUUGUCUCCAGGGAAUCGCAGGCCGCACCCAUAGCCUCCCGUCCUCCACCUUCUUUGCUACUUCCAUAGCCAUAACCUCCGUAGCCACCACCUCGCAGCCGCCGCCGCCGUAGCAUCCACCUUCGUAGCUUCUUCCUCGCAGCCACCACCUCCAUAGCCAUAACCUCCGUAGCCGCUGCCUCCGUAGCCUCCAGAACGGCCACCACCGCCUCUGCCUACUACAGUCACUGUACGGCGACCGCCUCGUCGGACGAGGUGACCUGCUAGUCUGCUACGUGCCUCUCUCUCUCUCUCUCGCGCGCGAUUUUUAUUGAAACCUCAAAAUUUUUGUUUGGAUUAGUUGUACUAGUACUAACUAGCCUAGUGGAUUCUCCUUGGACCUUACUUCUCUUUGAGGGAAGAUUGGGUAGCUCUCGGUUCUCCUUAGUGAUCCUGGGUUUUCUUGAUUUUGUCUAUUCAGGAUAAAGUUUGCAUUGAAGAGAUUGCUCGAGGAACAAGCACAGAGUGAGAGAGUUCAGCAAGAUUCAAGGCGUUAUUCACCUGAGUUUUGCUCUGGAAAUGAAGCAAAAGAACCAAUCAAAGAAUGCAAAACCACUUGAGCAGAACCCUGUGGCAGCAAACGUGAAGAAGCCCCUGCCUAUCAUAUCUUCUGCCACACCUAAGAAGCUAAAGCGUGGCAGUGAAAUCGAUGAAAUCUUUGCAGGGAAAAAGAGAAAGAAACCAGAGAAGGUUGAGGAUGUGGUUGGAGAGCCUAAAAAAAAGGCUAUGCAGAACAAAAGGAAGGAUAGCAAAGUUUGUAAAGAAAAUGGUUCGACGUCUGGUUUAAGGUCUAGGAAAAGGACGGGAGAUGGGCUUGCAAUUUAUACUGAGAAUGAAUUGGGUAUCGGCAGGGCGGAUGCCGGAGGUACUCCCCUCUGUCCGUUUGACUGCGAUUGUUGUUUUUGAUAUACAAUGUGUUGUCUAUUUGUCUUGGCUCUACAUUUUGAAAUUCAUCUUCAAUAUCAUCCCUCCACUUUCCCAUCUUUAUUUGGUGAGUUAAUUACAGCAAUGGUCCUCCGACUAUAUUGAUUUCUUCUUUCCAAUUGAGGUCCUUUUGUUAGAUUACGGUAAAGUGAACUUUAAAUGAAAGGAUAAAGUAGUCAUUCCAUUUGCCUAAUGUAUAAUUUUUCGUAUU
Ipomoea nil (Japanese morning glory) is the source of this 1221-nucleotide messenger RNA. RefSeq lists its product as uncharacterized. The transcript has 2 exons. Bases 606 to 992 code for a protein of 128 amino acids. The record is from RefSeq and is a predicted model, not a curated record. NCBI's taxonomy places the organism in Eukaryota, Viridiplantae, Streptophyta, Magnoliopsida, Solanales, Convolvulaceae.